AUGGUCAUGGGGGUCUCACUGACAUCCCCAGCCCUGGGACGCUGGUUGUGCCAUGUGAUUCCUUUAGCUAUCUUCACGUUGUUAUUUCUUUACACCGGUGUGAGGCUCUUCCAUGAGUGGCCUCACUCGGCUAGGAGAACCCAGCAGUCCGGCCUUUGGGAACUCGAGCCCCCUUCUCCUUCCCCAGUCCUCACCGCCUUGCUUCGGUUCACUUCGGGUGUCCUGACAGGGUGCAGGCCCGGGGUGCAGGCCUGCAAUCCAGAGGGACCACUACCUUCCCAGAUCCUUCCGGAGUUGAUACCCCUGGUGGUGCCGGAGAAGGAAGAGCCUCCCUGUCUGGGGCCUCAAGGGGUGCUGGGUUGCAUGGUGAGCCCCUUCUUGGCCUGUAUGAGCCCGGAAGGGGAUGUGGAGUUGUCUCAGUACCUGGCAGGAUGGAGGGAACUACUCAGGUUUCUAACCCCCCUUGGCUCUGUCUUCGCCUUCGCCACCAGCGAAGCCUUCAUCAAGGUGACCGCCCUCGAGGCUCGCGUGCACGGCCCGGAUGCUUCGCACUACACGUCGCUGGCGACUAUGGCGACAUGGGAGCGGCAAGCAGGACUACUGGAGCUGCCCGGGACCGAGGCCCGGAACCCAGCCAGGGCCUCGGGCUCUCGAACGCUGCUUUUGCUGCACCGCGCGCUGCGCUGGUCCCAGCUCUGCCUCCACAGGGUGGCGACAGGGACGCUCGGAGGUCCGGACGCGGGCGUGCAGUGCGGAGACGCCUACAGCACCGCCCUGGCCGAGCACCACCCCUGGCUCAUCCGUCAGGCCGCACGCCUGGCCAUCCUCGCCCUCCCUAGUCGCGGCCGCUUGCUCCAGCUGGCGUGUCCCGGAACCGGAGAGGCGGACGCGCGGGUGGCCCUGGCCCGGGCCGCCCGAGUGCUGGAGGACGUCUACAACCGUACCCAAGCCCUGCUGGCCGGCCACGGCCUGCUCCAGCUGGCUCUAUGACCGCGGUGUCUGGGAACUAACCAGGAAGGCAUUGCUGUGGGGAGGGAUCUACGCACCCAGGGUCACCAAGGAGCCGGCGGCCUGGGGAGCCGUCCUCCUUCGUGAUGUCACCACAGUUAAGGCCCAGCCCCUAGCAGGGCAGAGUACGUGGUGUCAGACCCUCUCAUCUUCAGCCUCUCGAAACUUGAAGAAGCAAUGAAUGGGGAAUAAAGAAUU
Molecule: messenger RNA, 1206 nt
Organism: Cricetulus griseus (Chinese hamster)
Lineage: Eukaryota; Metazoa; Chordata; Mammalia; Rodentia; Cricetidae
Source: RefSeq, a predicted model, not a curated record